CAGACAAUCAGAACCCGGAUGUGUUGGCAUGAAUUAAACCCAAUUGAAUAAUGGUGAAUAAGUCCGGUUCACAAUGUAUGUAAUGGCACAAGGGUUAGAUUUCCGGCUUGUUUUUGCUGUAUCAACACCUCUCACCGCUCGAUUGAUUAGGAGUCGGAGAGGUGAAAGGCUGGUUUGAUUGGUUGGUUGCUGAUUGCGGAGCUGUUUCGGCUGAAGAAACAACGAUUUUGUGCUGGUUUUUCGCGGUUACGUAAUCAUAUGGAUUUGGUUACAAGUUGUAAGGAGAAAUUGGCAUAUUUUCGAAUAAAAGAGCUCAAGGAUGUUCUAACACAUCUUGGUUUAUCUAAGCAGGGAAAGAAGCAGGACCUAGUUGGUCGGAUAUUGACAAUUAUCUCUGAAGAGCAAGGUUCUGGAAUGUUGGCGCCUAAAAAUGCUGCCAGGAAGGACAUGGUGGCAAAACUUAUUGAUGACACAUACAGAAAAAUGCAGGUCUCCGGUGCAACAGUUGACAUAGCAUCCAAAGGGCAGGCUGUUUCAGAUACCAGUAAUGUGAAGCUUAAUGAAGAUCCUAAAGAUUAUUAUCAAAUGGAAAAGAUUCGGUGUCCCUGUGGCAGUUCAUUACCGGAUUCAUUGAUUAAGUGUGAGGACUCACAGUGCAAUAUAGGACAGCACAAAAGUUGUGUCAUUAUUCCGGAAAAAUAUGCAGAAGGUGUUGUACCAGUUCCUCCUGAGAAAUUUUACUGUGAGCUUUGCAGACUGAGUCGUGCAGACCCAUUCUGGGUGACAGUUGCAAAUCCUUUAUAUCCUGUGAAGUUGAUCACUACGAAUCUUCCAACUGAUGGUACCAAUCCAGUUCAGAGUAUUGAGAAAACUUUUCAACUUACAAGAGCGGACAAGGACUUGUUGGCAAGACCAGAGUAUGAUGUUCAGGCAUGGUGUAUCCUUCUAAAUGACAAGGUCUCCUUUAGAAUGCAGUGGCCGCAAUAUGCAGAUCUACAGGUCAAUGGUGUGCCAGUGCGAGUAAUAAAUAGACCUGGUUCGCAAUUAUUAGGAGCCAAUGGUCGUGAUGAUGGUCCUGUUAUAACACCUUGCACCAGAGAUGGAAACAAUAAGAUUUCCUUGACAGGAUGUGAUGCUCGAGUAUUCUGUAUGGGCGUAAGAAUUGUAAAGAGGCGUACAAUUCAACAGAUUCUUGCGCUGAUUCCAAAGGAAUCUGAUGGAGAGCGAUUUGAAGAUUCUCUUGCCCGUGUUCGGCGGUGUGUUGGGGGUGGAGCUAGCACAGAGAAUGCUGAUAGCGACAGUGAUCUGGAAGUAGUUGCUGAUUCUAUUCCGGUUAAGCUGUGUUGUCCUAUGAGUGGCUCAAGAAUGAAGGUCGCUGGAAGAUUUAAACCUUGCGUCCACAUGGGAUGCUUUGAUCUUGAUGUGUUCGUGGAAAUGAAUCAAAGAUCACGAAAGUGGCAGUGCCCUAUUUGUCUAAAGAAUUAUUCUUUGGAGAAUAUCAUUGUUGACCCAUAUUUUAAUCGCAUUACAUCAAAGAUGCUAACUUGUGGGGAAGAUAUAACGGAUAUUGAGGUAAAACCUGAUGGUUCUUGGCGUGUGAAGCCGGUAAAUGAAAGAAGAGGUCUUGGGGAUCUUACACAAUGGCACUUCGCCGAUGGCACUUUGUGUAUGCAGACAGACAAAGAAGCUAUAUCUAAGUACGAAGGAAUCAAUCAAGUUAAACAGGAAUGCACUUCAGAAAUACAUACUGGUUUAAAGCUUGGGAUAAAAAAGAACCAUAAUGGGAUCUGGGAAGUCAGCAAACCUGACGACUCCUUUGGGAAUAGACGACAAGGUAAUCUUGACAAUAAUGGUCAUAAUAUAAUAAUGAGCAGCAGUGCCACUGGAAGUGGUAAAGAUGAAGAUCCCAGUGUCAAUCAGGAAGGGGGUACGAACUGUGAUUUCACGACGAACAAUGGGAUUGAGCUCGACUCUGUUCCUCUCCUCACUGACCCAUUAUAUGGAUUUGGGGACCAAAAUCUAUCUGCACCUAUAGGAGAGCCUGAUGUUAUCAUCCUCAGUGAUUCAGAAGAAGAAAUUGAGCCUAUUAUGUCUUCUGGACCAACUUAUAAAAGCAAUGGAUCAACUGCUGGAUUUACAUAUACAGUUCCUGCACAAGGAAUUUCAGAUCCUUAUCCUGGAAAUUCUACCAUUGAUCCUGCAGGGGGGUCGAGUCUGGGACUUUUUAAUACUAAUGAUGAAGAAUUUGGGGUGCCUCUCUGGCAUUUACCACCUCCUAAUCAAGGAGGCGCGGGUUUUCAGUUAUUUGGCUCUGAAGCAGAUAUCUCAACUACAAUAGUUGAUCUGCCACAUGUCUCACGUCCGUUAAUAAAUAGCUAUUCACUAGAUGCCGAUACCCCAUUGGGCUCAUCUGCUAUUCUCCCCGACUCUUCUUUCCAUAAUUCUAUCGACACCCAUGAUAGACUGGUUGAUAACCCCUUGGCCUUUGGUAGAGAUGAUCCCUCCCUUCAAAUUUUUCUUCCUACAAGGCCGUCUGAUGAAACAGUGCAGACUGGUCUGAGCGGCCAACCAGAUAUGUCACAUGGAAUAUCUACUGAGGAUUGGAUUUCUCUGAGGAUUGGGAACUGUAACAAUGGAACUCACGUUGAGCAUACAGCUGCAAGUGGUUCAAAUCAACAGCAGCAGUUACCCUCAGAAGAAGCCUCUUUGCAUCUUGGUAGGAAUGACAACAGAUCUUCCAACCUUUCUUCAAAUGACAGUAGACCCCGCAAUACAAAUAGAGAAGAAUCAGCUUCAGAGAGAAACGCCCUUGAUUGCUGCCCUCUUGAUUUGUGCCUUCAGAUUGGCCAAUGUGGUGAUCUAUCUAGAGUUAACAGUUAGUCUGGUCUGUGAUAUACGAUAUUGAAGUCUGACCAACAUUUUACUUGUCCACAAGAGUUUUGGGUACAAAGGUGCACAGAGUAGAACCAGUUUAAAGUUAUUUACAGUUUGAACAUUAGUUGGAACUCAGCGAUAUAUAUUUGUUGGUGAGCUGUCAAUUUUUUUUUUUUGGUCAAUUUUCAGAAUGUUUUAAACUUUAUAUGUACAAGUUUCUUAUUGUG
This is a messenger RNA of Daucus carota subsp. sativus, 3101 nucleotides long. Its product is annotated as E3 SUMO-protein ligase SIZ1. The transcript is spliced from 18 exons. NCBI's taxonomy places the organism in Eukaryota, Viridiplantae, Streptophyta, Magnoliopsida, Apiales, Apiaceae. Gene Ontology annotation, molecular function: zinc ion binding. The record is from RefSeq and is a predicted model, not a curated record. Bases 259 to 2880 code for a protein of 873 amino acids.